GUAAUUAUUCAGCUUUAAGUAGGACACUAAUCAUUGUUCAUGCAUACAACUGUUUAAAACAUGGCUUCCGUGAGUUGAGAAUCAAGUUUGUGACUUUUGUGUUUUGGUUUUGUCAGAGCAGGAGGCUAGGUAAGCUUUUUUACAAUGCAAAUCGCUUGUAAAACGAAAUCAGUGUUGAAAAAAGAUAAAAAUGUCAGAUGUUUUGUAUCGCCCAAAUGCUUCGAGACGUAUUACUCCGCCGGUUACAGCGUUAUGUGCAUCCCAUUCGGCAGAAACAAAGUCACUUUAUCCUCGUUUCCCACCAAUACUACCACCGCCUCCCGCUGCUCAUUUGCCACCAACACUCCCUACAAGACCACCAUCAGCGCUCCCAUCUGGUACCAACAUGGAGCAUCCAUCCAAGUCCCUGAGUCUCGUCUCAAACGUCUCACGGCAACGGCAGACGAAUGAACAAAACGUCUCACGGCAACGGCAGACGAAUGAACAAAACGUCUCACGGCAACGGCAGACGAAUGAACACCCAUCUCUUUUUUUCUUCCGAACUUCUGGAACCUUAAAAAUAAAAGUUACGCCCAACGCCCCAUCACUGCCGGCAUCUCCACCCCCACUUCCUGCUCCACCAUCUUUUAUGAUCAAGCAGCCUGAAUCAACCCCCUUGUAUGAAUCACACAACACAACAAAAGACAAAGAAACUUUGGAGACCCUGAUUGCAACGACAGAUGAUACAAAGAACGUAUCGAAAACUUUAGAAUCUGAAGGAAAUUCGAUAAUGAAGCAAUUACCAGCGGCGGAUGAAAAAAACUAUAAAAACCAUCUCAUCAAAGUACCUACAAAAGCCCAAAACGGGGAAUGUGUCCACCAACAUUCAUUGACGACUGGAGGACAAGAACUUGUACAGAACCGCUCCAAAAUUGGGUGGAUUUUCAAGAAAAAGUCAUCUAGUUUAGAUGAAAAAGUGAAUAAGAAGUUUCUUCCGCCAGAAAUUGACUCUAUUAGAAAUAAAUCAAUGACUUUUGCUGACAUUAUCACGAAUGCACUGAUGCUUUACAGGAUGAAUAAAACACCUUCCAUAAAGCCCCAAGUUGCUAUACAAUCACAUCUACAAAAAGCCACAAGGUGUACCCGAUGUUAUCGGAGUUUCGGAUUAAGAUGCGUUAGAUACCAUUGCAUUAGAUGUAGGCAGUCGUUUUGUGAAAAAUGUAUACCUAAGAACGUCUAUGACAUUAUUGAACAAGAGGAGUCUGUUUCGUCUACUACGCGGAUCUGUGAUAGCUGCUGCAAAGAUAUUGCCAGCGAGUCUUCUAGGGGAUUAACUCGCGGUUUGUGGUCAGAAUUUCUUCAAUUGAGAGACAACUUUAGGAAAAGUAAAGGACUAGAGAUUACACCUGUACACGUGAACAAACAAGCCGAGGUCCAGAACAUGCUGGAUAUGGUCCCAAGUUUAAAGAAUUUGUUGUACAGAUUUUUAACAGAACUUGAGGAACAGCUCGAAAAGCAGACAAGACACACUUUUUUAGCCAAUUACUUGCAUCUAGAAAACACUUCUCCUAAACAGUUAUCCAAGAAGAACAAGGAGUGUAAAGCGUGCAAACGUCAGCUACGCAUGUUGUCCGAUAUUCGCGACUGCUGUCUCUGCCAACAGACGUUCUGUAUGUCAUGCACAUAUAAAACUCUGCAAGUUUAUCUUCCGUCUGAAACAAACUUGAACGACCAGUUGGACAUCAGUCAAAUCAAAAUUCAUGUCAUUGUAAACGAACAGGAUGAGAUCAACGCCAUUGAAGCGUCUGAGGUCUAUCGAGUGUGCGCACAGUGUGAAGGUGAAGUGGUGAGAAGUAUAGACAUUAUGAACUUCAACCUCAAGCUCACAGAAUUAGAGAGGGAAAUGUUCGAUCUACAGCGGCAAAUUGAACACGCUCUAUCUUAUGACCCAUCUUACUAUCGUAUGCAAAGAUCAUUAUCUGCAGCCAAUGUCAGCAGCGUGGGAGACAGCUAUGAUAUGACAGGGAAUGUCAGGCUAGCAAAUCGACUGUACGAGCGUUACACGAGAGCUUAUGAUAACCUAACGCAUAUGUCGCCACUAACUAACGGUCAGAAGAUAUUACAUAAACAUAUAAAGCAGGCGAUGUAUGAAUUUUAUUUAAAACGAAGAAACCAACUGAAACUGUCACUAAGAAGGAGAGAUUCGUGUUUAAGCCUUUCUCAAAAUCAUCUAUGACUGGUUGCAAAAACUAUAUAUAUAUAUAUAUAUAUAUAUAUAUAUAUAUAUAUAUAUAUAUAUAUAUAUAUAUAUAUAUAUAUAUAUAUAUAUAUAUAUAUAUACGUACAUUUAAAAAUUUGUGUGGAGUAGUUUAGGACAUUGAUCUAACUACAUGCCAACAAACCUUCGAAUUUUGGUUGUUUUUUAAAUCUCAAAGACACCGAGUUUUAUGCCUACACAAUUAAGAUAUUGUUUUAAUGUAUUGGACUUUUCAAGAGUUGACUGUGCAAUUAGGUGUACUUGUAUCAUUCGACAACAAUAAAAUAAUUAAACAUUUAAUUAAUUUAAAAAAAAUAUUUUUAUUUUCUAAGAAUUUUUAA
Messenger RNA from Physella acuta, 2577 nucleotides. RefSeq lists its product as uncharacterized. Gene Ontology annotation, molecular function: metal ion binding. The record is from RefSeq and is a predicted model, not a curated record. Lineage: Eukaryota; Metazoa; Mollusca; Gastropoda; Physidae.